Molecule: messenger RNA, 1778 nt
Organism: Saccostrea cuccullata (small rock oyster)
Lineage: Eukaryota; Metazoa; Mollusca; Bivalvia; Ostreida; Ostreidae
Exons: 8
Coding region: 60-1247 (395 amino acids)
Source: RefSeq, a predicted model, not a curated record
CAAGCGUUUUUUUUUUAUGGAUAGGUGGAAAGGAAAACGCAUCACCAAAUUACGUUCGGAUGAGAGUCAGCAAUGUUCCAGUGGCAGACAUGGCCAAAAGUUGCAAAAAAUAUGGAUAUGACGUAUUUAUGGAUGACUCUUUGGCGAAAUCCGUACAGUUGCGUGAUCAUGAAAGUGUUUAUUUUCCCGUUUGUCCCAUUAUUAAAAUAAAUAACCAAAGUAUUGCUGUUUGCAAUCCAUGGAUUUCUAGAAUAGGUUGCUACAAUAUCACAGUAGAGAUAUUAAAUAAUCAUACGGAGAUGGAUUGUAGAAACAUCGACAUAACAAAAUGGGGAAAAUCCCUUCCACUUAUAGGAAACACGACUCGUUCCUCUUGCUACUUGCUGGAUGGAAAAGUGAAAGACGAGAAAUUACGAGUUUCCGAUGCUUACUGCACAGGAGCUGGUUCUGACGAUUCCAAUCACGACAACAGAACGGAGUUUGUCACUCUGUUUUCUAUAAUUGACAUAGAUACAACUCCGUUGACAGAUGACACAAAAUCAGAAUGUGUGGCUACUCACAAAAACUUUGAAUCUUCUCAAAUCUUUGAACAUCGUUGUGAUGAACACUGCGAUACAUACUGUAUUGAGGACGACGGGGUCAAUCUUAGUUUUGAGGGUUUCAAAGCUUGGGAAGAUGCUCGGGAAAUUUGCCGCAGUCUAAAUAGUUCUCUUCCUAAUGAAAACUUCCAAAUCUCUGAUCCAACGCAAGUCCAAAAUAAAACUGUAGUCUGUCUAUCUGUUUUUAAAAGUUCAUCUGUUUCAUUUCAACCUUUCAUCAAGUUAGCAAGAAAUGAAAAUGGAACUAUAACUAUCAACGAUUCUACUGGAGAGACCCGGCAGUAUCUGUGUGGCAUAAAAUUAGAAAAAUCUAAUUUCGGAGAAAGUAGUACAUGUAUGGGGACAUUUGAUUCAAACGUAUCGCACGCGAGGGAUACGACAACAGAAUCGCCGGAAUUCACAAGAGAGACGCAACCAGAACAAGAUAGUUCUGACGAUUUACGAUUGCCAGUAAUCAUUACAUCCUCCGUUGUAGGACUUCUACUGAUCGUUAUGAUAUUUGCUUGUUUCAUCACAAGAGUAAUUAAAAGAAAAGGAAAUCAAGAGAAAAGUUCCACAACAGAGGAAAUCGUUACCUCAGAUCUUUACUCUGAACCGGUUUCAAAACCAGGUGAAAAAAACAGAAAACAAGGAUCACAUCACUGCUGAAGACGAAUCAGCUUAUUCUGUAGCUGAUACUAACGACAGUGAGUACUCACAACCCCUUAUCAACAGGGACAAUCGAACGGGACAGGAGCAUUCUGUGAAAGAUGUUACCAUUUCAGACAGUGAAUAUGCUGAUACAGAUUUGGGUGAAUAUGAUGUUUUAAGAGGACAGCGAAAGAAAAAUUCCGAAAAAACAUCAUCGAAUUGUGAUAUUUAUGACAGGACAAAUAAUCUUGUCACCGGUAUUUAUGACGUCACUUCGAACACGCUGAACGAGAAUGAAUACUCAAUGACAGAUAACGACUCAAAUCAAUAAUGCAUGAUUAAUAUAUUAUAUUGUAAAUAAUUUAUAAUUUUUUUUCAGAAUGUUUCGAGGCAUGCUCAUUUUCUUUAGGCAAACAUAUUGCCAAAAUAUAAUACCGGUGUAAAAAAUAUUUAUAUAAGUUUGAUUAUUCAAUAGGUAUUAAAUUAAGUACAUAUAUUUGUAAUAACCAAUCAAGAAGGAGAAUACUUGCAAUAAAAAUAUGAAAUUUC